This is a messenger RNA of Dictyostelium discoideum AX4, 1506 nucleotides long. RefSeq lists its product as hypothetical. The transcript has a single exon. Bases 1 to 1506 code for a protein of 501 amino acids. Gene Ontology annotation, cellular component: Golgi cisterna membrane; membrane; endomembrane system. Gene Ontology annotation, molecular function: glycosyltransferase activity; hexosyltransferase activity; fucosyltransferase activity. NCBI's taxonomy places the organism in Eukaryota, Evosea, Eumycetozoa, Dictyosteliales, Dictyosteliaceae. Gene Ontology annotation, biological process: glycoprotein biosynthetic process; N-glycan processing. The record is from RefSeq and is a predicted model, not a curated record.
AUGAAAAGUUUAAGAAAUUCAUAUAGUAUAUUGUUAAAAAUAGUGAUAAUAUCAACUUGUUUAUUACUUUUAAUAAAUAUUGCAUUAAUAUAUGAAGAUCCAAACCUUAUAGAUUCAAAUUGUAAAACGACAACAACAAUAACAAAAACUCAAAAUAAUAAAAAUAAUAAAGGUUUAGAAAACUUAAAUAAAAGUAAAAAAAAGUUAUUAUUAAUUUUAGAUUAUAAAUUAUUUAAUGAAGAUACUUAUAUGAAAUCGUUUAGUGAGUGUACAUCAAUAACAAAUCAACCACAAUGUGGAUUUACAACGGAUAUUUCAUUAGCUAAUGAAUCUGAUGGUAUUUUAUAUUUUAUACCAAGAACUACUAAAAAGAAUUAUAAUCGUAGUUAUACAAGUGUUCAUAGGACUUCAGAGAAACAAUUAUUCUUUGGUUGGUCAAUGGAAUCACCAUCAAUGUAUCCACUUGAAAAUGAUGAUACACAUUUAUCAUUGAAUUAUAAUGUCACGAUUGGGUAUCCAUUAAAUGAUUAUCAAAAAUAUGGUGCUGGUGUUAGUGAUGAAGAAUAUGAAGAAAAAGAUAUCCAAUCGUCACAUAUUUAUACACCAUACGGACCUGUGCCAUUCAAAGGUUCAGAUCAUUAUUCUUAUUUAUUUAAAUUUGGUAAAUUAAAAGAAAUACCAAAGAAAAGGGACUCCAAUAUAAUGUGGAUGGCAGGUAAUUGUAGGAAUCAAAAAUUAGGUAGAACUAAAUUAGUUAAACAAAUGAUGCGAUUCACCACCAUCGAUUCCUAUGGUAAAUGUUUACAUAAUAAAGAUCUAAAAGUGAACUAUGGUCCAAACGUUUUAUUAAGGUCAUUACAAAAACUCAAAAUUUUAAGAAAAUAUGAUUUCGUUGUUGCCAUUGAAAAUAGUAGAUGUGAAGAUUAUGUAACUGAAAAACUUUGGGAACCUCUAAGUGUUGGCACAAUUCCAAUUUAUUUAGGCGCUACAAAUAUCGAUGAAUUCUUACCACACCCAGACGCCAUAAUCAAUAUUGCCAACUUUAAUUCAAUCAAUCAUUUAAUGAAAUAUGUUAGAGAUGUUGGUCUAAAUGAAACUUUAAGAGAGAAACAUUUGGCAUGGAUAAAAAAACCUUUACCAAAGAAAUUUAAAAAUCUAUUAAAUCAAUCUUUAAAUAAUCAAAAUUUAUUUUGUUCAAUUUGUAAGAAAUUAGUAAAUUUAGAUAAUAAUGAUAAUAUAAACUAUACACCAUUAUCUAAACCUUUUAAACAAUGUAUUGAAGGUAAAUUCACUUUACCAAUUUAUACUGAAGAGGAAAAAGAAAGAGGUAGACUUUUAAGAUUACAAAAACAACAAGAACAAGAGAAAUUAGAACUACAAAAUAAUAAUGAUAAUUAUACCAAUGAUAAUGAAGAAGAAGAAGAAGAAGAAGAUAAUGAUAGUGGUAAUGAUAGUGGUAAUGAUAGUGGUAAUGAUAGUGGUAAUAAUGAUAGUAAUAGUAUAUAA